Carcharodon carcharias (great white shark) is the source of this 168-nucleotide messenger RNA. NCBI's taxonomy places the organism in Eukaryota, Metazoa, Chordata, Chondrichthyes, Lamniformes, Lamnidae. The record is from the annotation of a RefSeq genome assembly.
AUGCCUCAAUUAAACCCUCACCCUUGAUUAAUGAUCCUUUUGUUCUCAUGAACAAUUUUCCUCAUUAUCUUACCAAAAAAAGUAACAAACCACCUAUAUAGCAACAACCCAGCAUUAAAAAGUACAGAAAAAUCUAAACCCGAGCCCUGAAAUUGACCAUGAUCCUAA